Osmia bicornis bicornis is the source of this 10868-nucleotide messenger RNA. RefSeq lists its product as uncharacterized. The record is from RefSeq and is a predicted model, not a curated record. Gene Ontology annotation, biological process: monoatomic ion transport; transmembrane transport. Gene Ontology annotation, molecular function: monoatomic ion channel activity; protein-containing complex binding. The coding region runs from base 1 to 4299 and encodes 1432 amino acids. NCBI's taxonomy places the organism in Eukaryota, Metazoa, Arthropoda, Insecta, Hymenoptera, Megachilidae. The transcript has 11 exons. Gene Ontology annotation, cellular component: membrane.
AUGACCAAACUAGUGAGCAUUCGGUCGGCCAGGAUUGGUCGUCGCCUCGUUCACUGCUCGGUUCCACCUCGGCGUACGAGGAGGCAGCCGCGUAAGGUGGAUCGUGCGGAGAACGAGGAGGGCCAGGGAGGGGGUGGUCUGUCGACGUCUUCGGCGGGCUGCAGCGGUGCUUCCGGUUCGAGGAUGGGCCCUGGGCCCGAUUCCGGUAGCAGUGCUCCCUCUUCCGCUCCCCACUCGCUGGCUACCUCGAGAGACGAGGAAGACGACGAAGACAAAGAAAGUAGUGGCAGACGUUCCAAUGGUCACACAGGAUCGCGGUUAUCGGAGCUGUACCACCGAGGCACCUCCUCGAGCCACGCAGGAUCUUUGGAGGAGGAUGUCCAACGGCUAAGCGCAACCUCAACGACCUCGGAAUCCUUGGAGAGCAAUGGCCUCGAUACCGAGAUACCAGCUGCAGCCAGGAGACCUCGUAGCACGAGGGGCUCGCAAAAGUGGAGUAACGUACGCGCCGUCAUGGCGCUAUAUUCCUCUCUACGCAAGAUCAAGAGAACGAAGAGCAACCAGCGUUGGAUGAAGCUGCGCACUACAGUGCAGCUAUCGUCCGCGAUCUCGACGAUCCAGAAGAAGCCACCCCUGAAACGCGAAGACUCGUUUCUAAAGCGAUUCUCCACCAGGCAGAUCCCGGAGAGCCAGGAGACGUUGGACACAGGCGAGGGCGAAGGUGACGCGGCUGACGACAAGGACUCGAAUGGUCGUCGUCGUAGGCGAUCGAGGAGACCUCAGAAACCACCGAGGACCGUGGUGAAUCCGGACGAGAAUUUCUAUUAUUACUGGCUGAUGCUUCUGUCCGCUUGCGUGCUGUACAAUCUGUGGACGCUGAUCGUGCGACAGAGCCUGCCGGAACUACAGGCGCUGGCGCCGGCCGGUUGGCUCGCGUGCGACGGCUUCACGGACCUGGUGUUCUUCCUCGACGUGGCUGUGCAAUUCCGUACCGGAUACCUCGAGCAAGGUUUGAUGGUCUACAACAGCAAGAAGCUGGCCGGCCAUUACCUCAAAUCCAAGUCGUUCGUUCUCGACUUGCUCGCGUUGUUGCCGCUCGAUCUGCUUCAAGUGAACCUGGGCAGCAAUCCCAUGCUACGGUUCCCCAGGUUCUUGAAGAUCUACCGUGUGUACAAUUACUAUUACAUGGUCGAGUCGCGAACUGUUUAUCCGAACCUGUGGCGCGUGCUAAACUUGAUACACAUACUGUUGAUACUGGCCCAUUGGUUCGGUUGCUUUUACUACUUGCUCAGCGAAGCGGAAGGAUUCCAAGGAGACUGGGUCUACCCGUACCGACCGGGCGAGUACGCCACACUCACCAGGAAGUACCUCGGCUCGCUGUACUGGUCUACCCUAACCCUCACUACCAUCGGCGAUCUACCCACGCCGGAAACCAACGCCGAAGUCGUAGCGGGCGGCAAUCCCCGGAGCCUCGCUCGUCGCGGCCGACUGUCCCGGCUUCUGCAGUUCAAGCAUAACGGAGGGUACGUCUUCACGAUAGUCAGCUACCUAAUCGGUGUCUUCAUAUUCGCCACUAUCGUCGGCCAGGUGGGCAACGUGAUCACCAAUCGAAACGCGAAUCGUCUGGAAUUUGAGAGACUUCUAGACGGAGCGAAAACCUACAUGAGGCAUCAUAAAGUUCCCGGCGGCAUGAAGAGACGUGUGCUCAGGUGGUACGACUACAGCUGGUCACGUGGAAGGAUACAAGGUGGUGGUGACAUCAAUACCGCUCUAGGAUUACUUCCCGACAAACUGAAGACGGAGCUGGCUCUGCACGUGAACCUAGCAGUUUUGAAGAAAGUUACCAUCUUUCAGGAAUGCCAACCAGAAUUCUUGCACGACCUCGUCUUAAAAAUGAAAGCUUACAUAUUCACGCCCGGUGAUUCCAUCUGUCGCAAAGGUGAAGUGGCAAGAGAGAUGUUCAUAAUAGCCGACGGAAUUUUGGAAGUGAUUAGCGAAACAGGAAGAGUUCUAACUACCAUGGAAGCCGGGGACUUCUUCGGAGAGAUUGGCAUUCUGAACCUCGACGGUUUAAACAAACGCACAGCCGACGUUCGUUCGGUAGGUUAUUCCGAGCUGUUCAGCCUUUCUCGCGAGGACGUCCUCGCCGCGAUGAAAGACUACCCGGAAGCGCAGGAGAUCCUGCAGAACCUUGGUAAGAAACGACUGAUGGAGGCGCAGAGGGUGACGAGGACAACGCGGCAGCCAACAUCCCCGGGUCACGAUUCCUCGGAUAAUAGCACUGGUAAAAGGAUCGUGGACAAGCUGAAGAGCGACGUGAAAGGUCUAAAGAAUGCCUUAAGGAAAAGCAGAAGAAACACCAGAUCGGAAGAGAGCCUGGAGCUUCAGCCGCUGACGUCAAAGACGCAUACACUAAAGAGACAGCAAAAGGUCGACGAUGGUCAAGUUGCAUCCGCAUCGCACACCCAAGAACCACCUGUAUCACCUCUCGGUGCUGGGCUACCUCUGCUAGCUAGACUGAGAUUGUUGAAAGAGAAAGAAGAACGCGAGGAACGUCGAAACUUGAUGGAAACACAGGUACACUCUCCGGAACCGCAACAGCAACCACAGCCUCCCCAGCAGCAGCAGCUGCCGCAGCCCUCACAGCAGCCCUCACAGCAGCCCUCACAGCAGCCCUCACAGCAGCCACCGCCGCAGCAGCAACCCCCACAACAGCAACAGCAGCAGCAGCCACCAGCGAUUUUGAAUUUGCCUUUCUUCCAAAGAAGGAAACAGGCCAUCAAACAACUUCCCGUACAGAGUCCGGUGGAUCAGACGGUUAAAUCCCCAUCCACCAGUUCCAACGUAGAUGUUCCCAAUGGUACAAACGCGAAGAAGCCGUGGGCCAUGCUGAAGGAUGCUUCGAUAACCAACAAAGAGAAUUCACCGCAGAGGAGCCCGCCUGUAAGGAGGCUACAGCUGAAGCAGAGUCUGGUACGCCUCAGACAGCAGACGAAGAUGUACGCGUCUGUAGACGACCUGUCGCCUGAAUACUGCGGUCUGCCAUUCGUCAAGAAGCUGAAGAUAUUGAACGAGAGACAGAAGUUGGCGGAACUCGAGAAAGCGGUUAGAAGUUCGAGCCUCGACUGCGGCGAAAAUGCCGAGCUAGAGUUUGAUGGCAACCUAACCAGAAGUCAUUCGGAAGCGUGCGCUAUCGAGUAUGCCAGGAAAUUGAAGAAACUGAAUCAGUGUCGACGAAGUUCGACAUCACCAACGGAUCCAUUAUCGCCUGAGAACGAGACGUUAGAAAGGCGGAACCUGAAGAGCAUUCUGAAGAAAUUGUCGGCAGGAAGUCGAACGGGAAGUUCAGAAACUUCGGCAACCAGCACUCCAGAUCGCGAAGCGGCCACUGCCGAAUUUCGAAAAUUAAUGAGAGCACCAACUAUUGAGGGUUACGCCGCGAGGCAUUCGAAACUGUCGAAAAGUGUCACAUUUAACAAGUAUACGUUGCAAAGUCCACCGUCCGAGCAGAUCCCAGGGAAUUAUCCGGUUGGAUCUCAGUUGCCCGACUCCCAAGAGCAGGCCUCACUGCCACCGCCCAAUAAACUCAGUUUCCGUCCUUUGGGCAGCGGAGGUAUCCUGCAAAUGGUAUCAUCUCGGCCACGAGAAGAGGAAUACUUGGGAGAGUUGGUGUCUGGUAUCAGAGAAAUCGUUAAAGGUCGUCUGGAGGACAUCCAGACGAAAUUCGAACGGCAGUUUACGUCGUUAGAGCUGGAAAUCCGCAAAAGGGACGAGAUAAUAUCACAGCUGCAGGCAAGGAUACAGGAGCUGGAGCACCGAGAGCUGCAUAACGGAGACGAUUCCCCCGGGGACAGCACGGAGCACGACGCCUCGUUCGAAGAGGAUUUGGACGACGAUCGGGAGGAUCAUCCUUUCAUGAGGGACGGUUCGGUGGACACUGUUCUGACCACUCGACCGCCCUACAAACGUUCCUCCCCCUCCGGCUCGCACAACAGAAGGUCCUGGGAGGAGCAUUCCGAGGAGGAGACGCUGGAGCUUCAGGAUUUACCCAGCUCGAUCGUUCCUCACAGUUUGUGGAAAGACGAGGUGGCGAUCAAUCUGGAGUCGAACAGCGAUAGCAGCAGAUCCGACGACGAAUUCGACGAGCGAGCUAGCUGCAGAACCGACAGCGAUAACGACGAAGACGAGGAUGAGGGUGAUGUGCGUCGACAUGGUCACAAUGACUGGGAAGUGGCGAUGCUAGCUCAGGAACUUGAGGCCAGACGGAGGAGCAGCGAAAACGCGAACCCGGGUUCCUAGCGCAUUAACGAGAUCCUAGAUGUACUGUGUUACCUCACGAGCACGUUGCAUCCCGAAGGCUGGUGCAACGAACCAGCUGCAGCUGGGAGUGCAGCUUUCUGCGAGAACGAUUGUCCUUACUUACAGUUAGACUUCGAGAGCAUGACCAGCUGUAGGGAGACUAUGAUGUAAUCCUGAAGUAAUUCUAGUCGAGGGAGGAGGGGGGGGAUCGUUCCUUUUCUAAUUAUGAUCCUGAGCUUCUGUGUCGAGAUUCGUGGGCCAAAACGUAUCAUCUCCGCGGGAGUGUACGCUUGUUUCUAAAGCCUGGACUAAGGUUAAGUGUUCGCCCGUUAAAUCGUCACCUCUUUACGUUUUAGUCGCACUCUCUCUCUAUGGACGUCCAGUGCUUGUCCGCCAGGUUUAUUCUUCACUUUCACCAACAAAAGAUGCCUGUUCGUUCCUUUCGUCUCAUUUUUUCUUCACCUUCGAGUGAAACUCUUUGAAAGAGCGACAUAUGUGUUUUAUUUAUUGAUGUACAGGGUGUCGCGUUACUGCUGGUACAAGCGGAGAGGAUAUUUCUUCUGCAUAGGUAAGGUAAAAAUAUAUGAUACUUCGUUUUCAAGAAAAUAUACUUUGGAAGUUGAAGGAGAUAUGCCUUUAGGUAGGAAAAAAGAAUUUUUUAGAAAAGCAUAUUAACCUUUUUUUUAAUAAUUUUUUUUUUUAUUUUAUUAAGUACAUCUUUAGACAUUUCUAGUCAUUUUUUAAUGUAGAAAUAAUUAAAAAUUUAAAAGAUAUUGCUUGAUAUUUUACGAGAUGUUUUUUUGAAGACGUUUUAUGAUAACCAUCGUUAUUUGAAAUUGGGUUAUCAGAAAUAAAGAAUUCAAGAAUUUUUAGAUAAUAUAUUAAAUUAUAUAGUUCUUAUUGGGUCGGUGCUUUGAAAAAUUAAAUUGGAAAGAAGUGGCGGCAACUGAAAGUUGAGAUAUCGAUCUUUUUACCCACGAAAUGAAAACUGAGCAAAAAACCAAAAAGCUCCUGAUAAAGAUUAAAUAAUUUAAUAUAUUAAUAUAUUAACAAUUUUAUGAAACCCCCAAGGCAAUUUUAUUUUCUUUUUUGAAAAAGCAGAAAUUCAUAUUGCAUAACCCAAUAUUCUCCUGUUAUAAUAUUACUUUUACUAUCAUAAUACUUAUGUCUAGAUUUUUCUUCUUUUUUUAUUCAAAAAAUAACCCUGGGUCUUUCGCAAAGAUAAAGUAAGAUAUUGCUUGUAAUCCCCUUUCAGUAGUGUCCCUUGUUAAGCCUCCAUCACUUUUUUCUCGAAUCCUUAGAUCCUUGAAUCCUUGAAUCCUUGAACCCACUUUUGCAUAAAGUGCUUUGAUUUUUGCAUAUAUUUUCCACCCGUUGUAAAAUACAUUUUAGGUUCUUUUAGAUAGCGACACAAGGAAAUUGCUUCGAAUCUCUUCAGGUAUAUUGACUUCAUCAUUGAGAAUGCUUUCCUUCAAAAAAUUUAAAAAAUGUCGAAGUGAUCCAAUAUAUGUAUUACGUAUUAAUCCACAUUCGAAAUGUUUAUAAUUUUUUAUUAUAAUUAUUUUUUACCUGAUUAUUUUAUAUUGUUGGGACAAUGUUUUACCGAUUUUUAAUUAUUAUUUUAAUAAAAAUAAUAUUCUCUACAAUCAGAUUGAUUAACUACAACUAAUUAUUAAUUAAAUAACAAUUUAUUUUCUUUUUUCUUUUUUUUUCAAUCUUUGACAUCAGGUGUUAGCCAACAUUACCAACGGAGACCUUCAUAGAAGUUUCUUUUUUACAUCUUUAGUUAAUGAUAAUUAGUUAUCUGCUAAUAUCCUAGUUUUUCAAUUUGAAUUUUACAAUCUUAAAUGCUUAUUUGAAUUUUUUUAAAUAAUUUUCUUGGGAACGAAACAUUGUAUGAAAAAAUUUCAUUACACAUUUUCAACGUGUACAAAUUACUAAUUGCUAAUUACUAUUUCAGAUUUAAAUAUUUCUCCACCUAUUUCAUAGAUUGUAAAUACUACAAAAAUAUCGAUAACUAUAAUGAUUAUUUCAAAAAUUGAAAUUACUGUGACUUUUGAAAAAGUAAAAUUUAUUAAAAUUCUUAUUAAAAUUUUAAAAAAGUACUGAAUUAAUUUAUACAUCUUAUACAUUCCGCUUGUACCUGGGACUAUAUGACACGCUGUAUAAUGGUCAUUGGUUUGAUCAUUACCAUGUUACUAAAAUUUUAUAUUCGUUAUUCUAGAUCGAAUAGAUCAUAAUGGACAUGGUUUUACGAGGGAAUGGAAUGGAGAGUACACAUAGCUGUACGUGUCUAAAAAGUUACAAUAUAAGUUCUUUUUCAAAUUCCAAGUUCAUAGUGAUUUAAUCCUGUAUUUAGAUAUUCAUAUCUAACGAUAAGAUAAAGACUAAAAAGUAAUGUUUUGCGUGCUAUGUUAAUAAGAGCGAAGAUGCGAAUAUUUCUUGAAUAUUACACCAAAUGUGUUAGCGGAAUUAUAUUCAUGGUUAAGGUUAAUUUAUUCAUAAGGUCGCAGUCAGUUUCUUAAGUUUUCACCUGAACUUCGAAGUUAGUCGAUUCGCUUCAGACGUACGGAUAUCCUUGGGUUAUACAGCUUCCGGAAGUUCUCAAACGACCUCACGAUUAUACAGGGUGUCUUGACAAAGUGCGUUGGUUUAUUUUAUAGGUAAAAAUUAAAAAAAAAAAUUACACAUCUCUAGUUUUAUUUCUUAAAAAAUUAAUUAAUAACGCAAUUACUGACACUCAGCAAAAUUCUCAGGAACUUUGCAGUAUAAUAAAUUCCAUCAUAAUGUCGGGUGCAGUUAGUAGGCUUCUCUUAAUUAGGAAGAUGACUAGGGGAAAAUGUGUGAACCUCCCAAGGUGGAAGGUUUCUCUUCCAUUCUUUUCCCUUAGCCAAAGGAAACCUCCAUUGCACUUACUUAAGUACACUCUCGCAGCUUAGACUUCUUUUCAUUUUACUUGUUUCUCCAUAUUUUCUAUUUGCCAAAACGAGAGGUUAGAUCAGGUUCUCCUUAGGCUCCCUCUCAGUCCUAGAACUUAGGUUCUUCCCACUUUUUUCCUAGGUUCUCCCUAAGUUCUUCCUAAGUUUUAGAACUGAGGACCUCUUCAGUUUUUCCCUAGGUUCUCCCUAAGUUCUUCCUAAAUUUUAGAGCUGAGGACCUCUUCAAUUUUUCUCUAGAUUAUCCAUGCAUUCCCCUAAGUCUUAAAGCUGAAGCCCUCCUCAAUUUUUCUCUUGACUAUCCCUGGGCUCCUCUAAGUCUUAGAGCUGAGGCCCUUUCCAAUUUUUCCCUAGGUUAUUCUUGGUUUUCCCUAAGUCUUAGAGCUGAGGCUCUCCCCAGUUUAUCCCUAGGUUCUCCCUAGAUUCUUCUAAGAUUGGGAAGCCUAUGUUACACCCGAACUUUUUGAAAUGAAAAAUUAACAAUAUUAUUUGCAAAUAAUCGUUUUCGAAUUUUUAUACGUUGCAAUGGAAAAUUCAGCAUAACUUCCUGCUUAACUCGCUAAUUAAACGUUUAUGUAACACUUUUCUUCUUUUUUGACCGACAGAAUAUACUCUCGCACUUUGUAACUAAAUACCCUGUAUAAAGUAAAAGUGGGCAUCCGGAACCAAAUCUGGCUUGUUCUUACUCUGUAUCUAUACCCUCAGGUGACUUGUAAUCUGGAUACGACACUAAUAAUCGUCGGCAAGUAUUUCUCAAAGAUUUUCCAAGAUAUAGUUAUGUAACAAGAAUGAUUAUUGUAUAGGUAUCUAAAUUGGUGAUUGUAUAUGAUGUUCAUUAAGUUUGUAUAUAACAAAUGAUGUACAGUCGAAGACAAAGUCAUCAGAUAUUGUUGUCAUUCUCAAAUUUUCAACAAGUAUUAGAUAUCAAAUAUUUAUCACGCCCACAUUUUUUCAGCUGCCCUUUUUGAUAUUCUAUACUCUUGAGCUGUUCUGCGGUAAUUCAAAUCGUUACAGCAAUUAGAUAGGAUUAAAUUUCGUAUUUAUUCUAAAAUUUUUCUUUUUGUUACCACCAUACUUUUUCAUAAAUAAUUUUCUAAUUCUCGAGUACCGGACUGUCGAUGUUUUUUCCAUUUGUUUGUUUUUAAGUAUUGCGUUAUUCAACUGUUCUAAUCUUAUAUGUAAUUUUCUCUAUUGGUUGCAUUGUCGAUUUAACAUUAUUUAUUAAUGCUGUAAUAUUGACACUAAUCUCAGUUAUUUAUGUAACAUUCUAUAUACAAUGAGAAUUUAUAAUAAUUUAAAUUUAAGUUUAUAUGAAUAAACUUAAAUACUGAGUUCUGAUUAUACCUUAGUAAUAAUUACAAAUUUAAAUUUAAAUUUUGAUUCUCUCCAUGGUCCGCAGUCUUGCAAAAUUCAAGUACACUCCUUGUUAAUAGCUCGUAACCAAUGAUUGAUAGAAUAAAUUUUUAUUUCUUAUUUAUUUUGUAGCAUUUUGCAUCAAUAUUAUAUUAAAAUUAUGUAUUUUACAAUCAAAAUUUUUAUUUGAAUUUGACUUUUACAAUGAACUAUUUAAUUUUGUCUACGACUGUAUAUCAAAAUAGAUGUAAAACUGAUAUUGUAUGUAAAAAAUAAUGAUUCUUAUUACUUCACUGUUUUUUGAGAAAUCGUACUUACCGACUGUUACCGACAUCCAGAGGAAUGACCAUGGAAUGGAUGCAAAUUCUACUCCGGAUGGCCAUCUUUGAUUAAACAAUGUUACCUCGGUGAAAUAUCGCGUAUAUGGUACAAAUUAUGAUUAUUUUAUCUUAUAUUCGUCUAAUUAUAAUUCCGAAGCCUGAUUGUGUCGAGAAAACGUGUUAGUUACCACAGUACGUACAGUAGGUGAUGAAAUUAUUAGAGCUACCUCCAUAAUUUAAUUUUUUUAAUUAAAAAUUUAUGCACUUAAGUUUUAUUAUUAUUUUUUUCUCACGAAGUAUUAACAUUCGCAAAUUGCAAAUUUGCACCACUAUGGAUAUUAUUUUCUAUCAAAAGCACAAUCUUCCUAUUUUACCUCUAAUAACUUAAUCACCUGCUAUAGUACAAUACGCAAGGUGUUCACCGUAAUUGUGUACACGAUUUUUCAAGCACUUCCGAUAAUGUAAGAGAAGAAUCUUUCAAAUGAAAUUUUAUCUGUUUCAGAUCAACUACAAAUUGCAGUAUUCAAAAUUCCCAAAUAAUGCUUUUUUUCUAUAAAAAGUCAAGGUCACCUUGGUUUUUUUAAGUAGCAUAAUGCAUUUUUUAUUUUAUAAAGUUCAGCGGCCUGAAACAUCCUAAUCUUCGGAUGAUCUUGACUUCAGAAGAACGAAUUAGAUUCACAGAACUAUUAAAUUGUGAAUCUGAUUUAACACCCUAUUAAACCAAAUUUUACCAUUUGACAUUCUGUGAAUCUAACUCUUUCUUCUGACGUUAAGGUCGUCUGAAGAUCACAGUAUUAUAGAUCGUUGAAUUCAUAUUGACAUAAGUUGCAAUGUUAUGAAAUCAAAAAUGCAUAAUGCUAUUUAAGAAAACCAAAGUGACCUUGACUUUUUAUUUAAAAUAGCAUUAUUUGGGAAUUUUGAAUACUGCGAUUCGUGGUUGACCUGAAACAGAUAAAAUUUUAUUUGAAAGAUUUUUCUCUUACAUUAUCAAAAGUGUUUCGAAAAUCGUGCACAUAAUUACAGUGAACACCCUGUAUAAUUAUUCUAAUUUUAAAUUUAAGCUUUCAACAUCUUAUAUUGUUAGCAUGAUAUUAAUAUUAUACAAAAUUAUCUUUUAUUUUCUCCUUUUUUAAUUAUUUGAAUAUAUUCAAUUUGUGGCGACGACCAUUAAUGGUCUCCCACAACAGUCCACACGAUAAAGUAGUAAUUCCAUUAUAAUUUAUAAAGUUUGGAGUUUGUAACUUUCACAAUGUACGUAUACUGUGAAAGCAGCAACAGUGUUGGCAAACCUCUGUGAAAAUUUCAUUUCUACGAAGAGGUUCACUCGUGGAGCCAAAUAUCUUGAAAGAGUAUAAGAAGUGCAAUUAUAUUAUUUUUAAGGGUCGAGCAAUUAUAUUAAGUUGGUGCACAUAAAGUGUUAUAAUUUUUAAUCAAAAUAAUUUACAUUCAAUUUUUUACACGUUCUUAACCGACCAGUUUUAUUUUGAUAAAAAUCACCUGAUUUGGGGAAUAAAAAAUCUUUGAGAAAAUCACGUUAUCGAAAACAUUCUUCAGCCCCUCCUAUCGAAUAAUUAUAGUUGCGCCACUGUGUCAAGAUGAACAUUUUAUGUGCACCGACUUAAUAUUUUCACGUUACACACAACUUCUCUCUCUCUCCGUUUCCAUAAAUUCAUAAAAUCCAAUUUUCCUAAGCUCCAAUAAAGUUUCUCUUUGUCCACGCGCAAAUAGACUACAGUUUCGAUCAACUUACUUUAUCAUCUGAUAGGCACAAUAAGUGGCUAAGUAUGAGUAUCCUCUUGAUUGCAAAAAAUCAUUAUAGAAAUAGAUCGUGUUUCCUGAAGUGGUCCAUUACGUUUAAUUAACAUUAAUGUAUUAAGCUGCUCAUUUCAGCGUUUAUUAUUUUCCUUUCAACUAAAGACGAGACUUGUAAUUAUUAUUUUAGAUUAAACUCUCAAACAGA